AUGGCCGCCGCCCUCGCCCACCUGAUGGCCUCCGCCGCCGCCGCCCUGCCCGUCCUGGCCGCCUCGCUGCUCACCUAUGCCCUCGCCCUCGCCGUCUACCGCCUCCAUCUGCAUCCCCUGGCCAAGUUCCCGGGUCCUCGCCUCGCCGCUGUCACGUCGUGGUACGAGGGCUACUACGAAAUCGUCAAGAUUGGCCACUACUCGAGAAAAAUAUCGAAGCUGCACGACGAAUAUGGCCCUAUCGUCCGUGUCACGCCACACGAACUGCACAUCCGCGACUCCCUCUUCUUCGACGACUUCUACGCAAAGAAUCUCCACCUCGACAAAGAAGGAUGGGAUGUCCGCUUUGGCACAGAAGGCGGCGUUCUGACCACCGUGAAUGCGGCCUUCCACAAGCGUCGCCGCGCUGCACUGAGUCCCAUGUUUUCACGACGCUCGAUUCUCGACUUCAUCCACAUCAUCUACCGUCACAUCGACACCUUCUCCGUCCGCAUGCAGGAGUUCGAGGCGAGGAAAGAGCCUCUGAACCUGACGCACGCCUUUCCUGCCCUCACCGGCGACAUCAUCAUGGACUACUUCUUCGGUUUCAACUAUGCCCAGCUCAAGCACCCCGAGUUUGAAUCUUUCCACGAUGCCUUCCAGAAGAUCGGCGGCGCCGGCCAUAUCGCUACUCAGUUCCCUUUCAUGAUCCCGAUGAUGAACUCCAUCCCAGAUGCCGUCACCGAAUGGCUACAGCCCGCCGCAAAGAACAUUCUCAAGUUCAAGCGCGAUCAGUGGUCCAACAUCGGACGCACCAUGGCGGGAGACCCCGUCAAGACCAAUGACGCCAAGAAGACCGUCUUCCAGGAAAUCCUGCAAUCCAAGCUACCCGACGAGGACAAGACGCAAAAGCGCCUCGCAGAAGAAGCCCAGAUUGUUGUCGGCGGCGGCGUGGAGACCACCGCCUUCGCCCUGUGCAUAGCCUCGUUCCACAUCAUCAACACGCCCCGCAUCUACGAGCGCUUGCACGCCGAUCUCGUCGCGGCCUUUCCCAAUCGCUCCACCCUGGAACUGUAUCCUCUGGAGCAGAUGCCCUACCUGAAGGCCUGCAUCACCGAGGCCGUGCGACUGAGCUACGGUCUGAGUGCGCGAAACCCCAGGACACGGAGAACAACACCGCUGCAGUACAAAGACUGGCUGAUCCCACCCAACACCAACGUCAGCAUGACGAUCCCCGAGGUCUCGCACGACGAAUCCAUCUUCCCCAACUCCCACGCCUUCAUCCCCGAGCGCUGGCUCGACAACCCCCUCACGCCCGACGGCCUGCCGCUGGAGCGCUUCCUCGUCUGCUUCGGCAGAGGUACGCGCUCCUGUCUGGGCAUCAACCUCGCGUGGACCGAGCUGUAUCUCAUCCUCGGCAUGAUGUUCCGCCGCUACCGGUUCGAGCUGCACGAGCCGAACGUCGAGGCCGUGCAGCUUGGACACGACUUCUUCAUUCCCGUCACAAAGUUGGAUAGCAAGGGGGUCCGGGUUUUCGUCGAGAGUGUGGACCAUUAG
Messenger RNA from Ascochyta rabiei, 1536 nucleotides. RefSeq lists its product as uncharacterized. The transcript has 4 exons. NCBI's taxonomy places the organism in Eukaryota, Fungi, Ascomycota, Dothideomycetes, Pleosporales, Didymellaceae. Gene Ontology annotation, molecular function: monooxygenase activity; oxidoreductase activity, acting on paired donors, with incorporation or reduction of molecular oxygen; iron ion binding. The record is from RefSeq and is a predicted model, not a curated record. Bases 1 to 1536 code for a protein of 511 amino acids.